This is a messenger RNA of Stegodyphus dumicola, 1563 nucleotides long. Its product is annotated as HEAT repeat-containing protein 3. The record is from RefSeq and is a predicted model, not a curated record. NCBI's taxonomy places the organism in Eukaryota, Metazoa, Arthropoda, Arachnida, Araneae, Eresidae. Gene Ontology annotation, biological process: protein import into nucleus; ribosomal large subunit biogenesis.
UACAAAGAUCCUUGGGCCCCUUGCAUAUCAUUAGAGAAUAAAACUGACUCAAAAACUGAAAUCUUCUUAGAAGCAUGUAAUCUUCUAUGGAGUUUAUGUGAAAGCAGUGAUACUGCAGUUACUGUGUUUAAUACAAAGAAUCUUGUUUCUGUCUUAUUGCCAUGCCUAGAUAUUUCAGUUUAUGGCCUUCAGAUACCUCUAGCAGUUGCCCAGUGCCUUCACACAGUUGUUGAAGAUAAUUCUGAAGUCAUUGAGGUAUUAAAACAGCCCUUAGUUUUAGAACAGUUAAAAGCUUUGAUGUGUCUGUCACCCACCGAACCAGAACAUAUUUUGCUUAAAACUCUAGCAGCAGGAAUUCUGCUGAACUUAUUCUCUGCUACAUUCAAUGACUGUAUGAAUGACAUUUCAGUUAAAGUAUUGGAGGUUGUUGCUUCCACUUUAGAUGAACGAGUAAAGCUUUUGUUGGACUUGUUAGCUGAACAGAUAUCUAGUCAUAAACUUGUAAAGUUAGAUAAAUAUCACGAUGAAAAGGAUUUAGAAGAAAAAGAGGCUGCUGUAAAUAAGACUGUAAAGCAUUUGGAUCAUGUUCUUCCCGCGAAACAGAUAGCUCUAGAAAUAUUGACUAAUGUUUGUUUCGGCAAUGAUUCUAGUGAUGAUUGGGAAGAUUUAUCAAGCAGUGAUGCUAGUGAUGAAGCAGAAAUGGAUGUUGAUGAAACUGAAGCUUCUCUCAUGAAACUUGGCCUUAGAAUUCCUUCUGAAAUUCAUGGAAUCAUUGUUAAUGGAAAGUUUUUGGAGAAGGUUAUCGAUCAGAUUAUUACACCCUCUGAUGAAGUUUAUGAUGUUAAAAGGAAGUUCAUUAGCCAGUGGUUAAACACAGUUAAAAGUAGGGCCUUGUUAUGUCUGAAUAACUUAAUCCAUGGCUUAGAACUGGAAGAUCUUGGGGGUCCAACCAAACUUUUUGAACUCUGGUACAGCAUUGGUGAACUUUUAUUUAAGAAAACAGAUACUUCCAACAUUGAGCAGUUAGAAGCUGUUACAAGUUCUAUGAGAGCUGUUUUGAAAAAACUGGCUGAAACAGACUGUUCAUCUGAAUUCAGCUGUACAACAGAAAAAGACUUGGAUCUACUUAUAGACAUGUAUCAGACUGUUCAAGAACCAAGUAUAAAAGUGAAUAUCAUACAUGCCUUAGGAACUAUAGGAUGUCUUCUUGGAAAUUUAAAACUACCAACUACUCAUGUAUUAAUAGGUAAGAUUGGAUCAUUUCUUCUUGAUGUUGCUUCAAAAGAUUCACAUAUAUGGGUUGUAGCUGAAGCAUUAGAUAUUCUCUUGGAUGUCUUUGCCGAAGACCAUUUAGACUGGCUGGCACAACGUAUUUGCCUUGUCGAAAAGCUUACAAACAUGCUUCAAUUUUUGAAAGGAAGAAUAAAACAACAAAGAAAAUCUCUUGGUGAACAUCUUCCUCUGAUAAUGACUGUAAAAACUAAUUUAUUGCGUUUUAUAAAGUACAAAAAUGAAUGUAAUAAGAAGUGACAUACCUAAUUUAUAUUAUAUACUUUUAUUGAA